CCUGUUUUCCUUCCAUUUCUCUCGUGUUGGUCACAUGAUCAGUUGUCCUCUUUGGUUCAACUGUAUUAUGAGUUGUAAUAAAAUCAAAGUUUCUGUCUUUAUUUUAAGAAGAUAAAAAAGGCUACCUUUUUUAAUCAAAUCUUUCUCUGUCUCUCACACCCAAAAAAGACGGCAAAUUGGGCAGUUUACCCAAGAAAAAAUAAAUCAAAAUACACUGUUUUAUGUAAUCUUUGCUGUACAUAUUUCUACUGCACUAAUUGAGCUACUAUAAAUGAACUCCUUUUCGCUGAUUAUUUUCUAAUUUUUCAUUGAUUAUUCAUUCAUACAAACAAAUGGGGAUGAGCUUAAUUUCAGUACAUUGCUUUGUUUUGGUAUUGGUUUUGCAAUUAGCAGUUGGAAAUGCCGGAAAUGUUUCAUUUGAUACUCGUUCUUUCAUAAUUGAUGGCCAAAGGAAGCUUCUUAUUUCUGCUGCUAUUCAUUAUCCUCGUAGUGUUCCUGCUAUGUGGCCAGGUCUAAUUCAACUGGCAAAGGAAGGUGGUGCUAAUGUCAUUGAAUCAUAUGUUUUUUGGAAUGGACAUGAAUUAUCUCCUGACAAUUAUUAUUUUGGAGGACGGUAUGAUCUGGUCAAGUUUGUGAAGACUGUGCAGCAAGCUGGGAUGUAUAUGAUUCUUCGUAUUGGACCAUUUGUUGCGGCAGAGUGGACUUAUGGAGGGGUUCCUGUUUGGGUGCACUAUGUGUCAGGAAUGGAAUUUAGAACUGACAAUGAGCCAUGGAAGCAUUACAUGAAGAAGUUCACAACAUAUAUUGUAAAUCUAAUGAAGAAAGAGAAACUUUUUGCUUCACAAGGAGGUCCAAUCAUCAUGUCUCAGAUAGAAAAUGAAUAUGGGUAUUAUGAAGGAUAUUAUGGAGAUGGAGGGAAAAGAUAUGCAAAAUGGGCAGCCGAAAUGGCCCUUUCUCAGAAUACAGGUGUGCCUUGGAUAAUGUGCCAGCAGUGGGAUACACCGGAUCCUGUGAUAAAUACUUGUAAUGGAUUCUACUGUCAUGAUUUUACUCCUAUUUCUCCCCAUAGUCCUAAGAUUUGGACAGAAAACUGGCCUGGAUGGUUUAAAACUUUUGGAUCCAUGGAUCCUCAUAGGCCUGUUGAAGACGUUUCUUUUGCCGUUGCUCGUUUUUUUCAGAAGGGUGGCAGUGGAAACAACUAUUACAUGUAUCACGGUGGAACAAAUUUCGGACGCACUGCCGGUGGGCCAUUCAUUACAACAAGUUACGAUUAUGAUGCACCAAUUGACGAAUAUGGUUUACCAAGGCUUCCCAAGUGGGGACAUCUCAAAGAACUUCACGGGGCAAUAAAGUUGUGUGAGAAUGCUCUACUUCAUGGUAAAAGGACUAAUUUAUCUCUUGGCCCUCUGUUAGAGGCUGAUGUAUAUACAGACUCUUCUGGAUUAUGUGCUGCCUUCCUUUCAAAUUCAGAUAACAAGACUGACUCGGUUGUGAAAUUCAGAAAUAUGACGUACCAUCUGCCUGCAUGGUCAGUCAGCAUCCUGCCUGACUGCAAAAAUGUAGUAUAUAACACUGCCAAGGUUGGGUCUCAGACGUCUGUAGUUGAUAUGGUGCCGGAGGAUUUUCAGCCAUCAGUUGUGUCUCCAGACGAAGACUUGAAAGCUCUGCAAUGGGAAGUGUUUCUUGAAAAGCCUGGAACAUGGGGAUAUCCGGAUUUCAAUAUUACCGGUUUUGUUGAUAAUAUAAAUACAACCAAGGAUAUAACCGACUACCUUUGGGUCACUACAAGCGUUUAUGUUGAUGAGAAGUUUUUGAAAAACAGUAGCAGUCCAGUACUAUUGGUGAAGUCAAAGGGCCAUGCUAUGCAUGUUUUCGUAAAUCAAAAACUUCAAGGUAGCGCAUCGGGGAAUGGAACAGUCUUUCCCUUUGAUGUUAAAAUUCCAAUCACUAUGAAGGCUGGAAAUAAUGAAAUUGCUCUUCUUACCAUGACUGUCGGUCUGCCGACUGCAGGUCCAGGUUACGAAUGGAUAGGAUCAGGCUUGACCAGUGUUGAGAUCCAAGGGCUUAACAAUAAAAUUCUGAAUUUGACUGAAGUUUCAUGGGAUUACAAGGUUGGACUAUUGGGUGAGUUUUUGGAUCUAUACAAAGGGGAAGGUUUGAAAAGUACAAAGUGGGUGUCAACCGCCAACCCACCCAAGCAGAGACCGCUUACAUGGUACAAGGUUUUGGUGGACCAUCCCUCUGGUAAUGACCCUGUAGGGCUGGAUAUGAUACAUAUGGGAAAGGGCUUAGCAUGGUUGAAUGGAGAAGAAAUCGGUAGAUAUUGGCCUCGAAAAAGUUCCAAGCACGAUGCUUGUGUUGAUCAUUGUGACUACCGAGGCAGUUUUUCACCCAACAAGUGCUCCACGGGAUGUGGAGAACCAACUCAGAGAUGGUAUCAUGUACCGCGGUCUUGGUUCAAGCCAUCUGGAAAUGUACUGGUUAUCUUUGAAGAGAGUGGUGGAGAUCCAACUCAAAUUAGGUUUUCCAAAAGGAGAGCCGCGGGUUUUUGUAGUCUAGUAUCCGAGGACCACCCGACUAUUUCUGUUGAAUCCUGGACAACUGCUACGGAAGAGACCCAUGACAAGAAAGCAACGGCACAGUUACACUGCCCUAGCAACACUCGCAUUUCUGCUAUCAAGUUCGCAAGUUUUGGGAACCCGUCAGGAGCUUGUGGAUCCUUCAGUCAGGGAAACUGCCAUGAUCCCAAUUCUGCUUCUGUAGUAGAAAAGAUUUGCUUGAACAGAAGUAAGUGUAGCAUUGAGCUCAGUGAAGAGAAUUUCGAUUUGAGUUCAUGUUCCGGAACAAUUAGAAGACUUGCUGUUGAAGCAGUUUGCAGCUGAAAUGGCAGUUAAUUAUAGAAUCCCUAGAGUUUUUAAUAACAUAAUGCUCAUAAAAAAAACUCAAAUUCCAUCGAGUGUUUGAGUUUCUCAUAGUUUACCUCAGCUGCGUAAAAA
This is a messenger RNA of Amaranthus tricolor (Joseph's coat), 2996 nucleotides long. Its product is annotated as beta-galactosidase 10. NCBI's taxonomy places the organism in Eukaryota, Viridiplantae, Streptophyta, Magnoliopsida, Caryophyllales, Amaranthaceae. Gene Ontology annotation, cellular component: vacuole; cell wall. Gene Ontology annotation, molecular function: beta-galactosidase activity; carbohydrate binding. Gene Ontology annotation, biological process: carbohydrate metabolic process. Bases 333 to 2882 code for a protein of 849 amino acids. The record is from RefSeq and is a predicted model, not a curated record. The transcript is spliced from 19 exons.